Pediculus humanus corporis (human body louse) is the source of this 5073-nucleotide messenger RNA. RefSeq lists its product as uncharacterized. Gene Ontology annotation, molecular function: protein binding; endopeptidase inhibitor activity. Gene Ontology annotation, cellular component: extracellular region. The record is from RefSeq and is a predicted model, not a curated record. NCBI's taxonomy places the organism in Eukaryota, Metazoa, Arthropoda, Insecta, Psocodea, Pediculidae. Bases 1 to 5073 code for a protein of 1690 amino acids. The transcript is spliced from 17 exons.
AUGGAUUGGGUAAAAGAUAGCACGUUGUUACUUUUUGUUUUCUUCGUGAUUUUGCAUUCUGGAGUGUCUCAAAUUUUUCCUUCUAAUAUUCCGGAGGAUUCAAUACGUCAAGGAGAUCAAAAUUAUCAAUUUUUUUCGCAAGGGAAUUCCUUAGGGCAAAACAGUAAUUAUCAAAACCCAUAUUGGAACGGGCAAAAUUCUAAUCAAAAUGCAAAUUCUUACUAUCAGAAUCCAAACUCCAAUUGGCCUGGUCAAUCUCCAAGAACAUAUUGGGAGCAAGAUUCGUUAUUUAAUAAUAGCGUCAUCAUACGAGAAGCAACGUAUUUUAUCGUAGCCGGAAAAAUAGUGAGGCCAGGCACUAUUUACAGAAUAGCAGUUACUGUACUGCAGGCGCCAGUGCCUUUAAUUGUCAGAGCUAACAUUCAAAGAAACGGAGUCCAACUGACCGCUGAUAGUAAAGAUGUAAAAGAAGGAAUCCCUGAAACUUUAUUACUGAGAAUGCCUCGAACCAUUGUUCCCGGUCAUUAUAAGCUUCGAGUCGAAGGAACGUACGACAGCUUACAAGGCGGCACCGCAUUUAUAAAUGAAACGACUCUAACAUUUUCUCAAAGAUCGAUGACAAUAUUUAUUCAAACCGACAAACCAGUUUACAUGCAAGGGCAAACAGUGAGAUUUCGUUCGAUACCCAUUACGACAGAGUUGCGUCCUUUUGAUGAUUCCGUUGAUGUUUUCAUGUUGAACCCCAACCGACACAUAAUGCGGCGAUGGCUGUCGAGGCAAUCUAAUUUAGGAACCGUAAGUUUAUCUUACCAGCUUUCAGAUCAACCGGUUUUCGGAGAAUGGACAAUUCAAAUAGUAGCUCAGGGACAAAUCGAAGAAGGGAAAUUUUUAGUAGAAGAAUAUUAUCAAACUAGAUUUGAAGUCAAUGUGACCAUGCCUGCGUUUUUCUUCGAAUCCGAUAAAUAUAUAUACGGAACCGUUAUGGCAAAUUAUACGAGUGGGGCUCCCGUAAGGGGUAAUCUCACUUUGAAAGCAAGCAUUCGUCCGAUAAAAACUUAUGGACACGGUCAAAGAGCUAAACCAAUCGUUAAAUAUUUUACAUUUGAUGAAUCUUAUCCAUUUUGGUUUCCCAGACCCCAAAGUAAUUAUUAUUACUAUCAAGAAAAUAAUAAUUACAACAGUUACUACGGAGGAAACUUGCCUUAUUUGACAUUUUUUAACGGAGUAUACCAUUUUAAAUAUCCCAUGUCUGAAUUGGUCAAUAGUGGAAUUUCACUCGAUGGAGUUGAAAUAAUGGUUACAGCUACAGUGGGAGAAAGAUUUUUAGAAGAAGUUAUUGAAGGAUUUUCAACUGCGAGAAUAUAUAAUUCCUCGAUUAAAGUCACUGUUCUGGGGGGUUCACCUCAAGUUUUCAAACCGACGAUGCCUUUUGCAUUAUUCAUAGCCGUCUCCUUUCAAGAUAAUUCACCGCUACCUUUAGAAAGGUUGCAAGCAGGUCGGUUAGAAGUUCAAGCCGCGGUUGGAAUGAAAUCGGGUAGACAAAGAAUUAUCAAUUUUGAUACUCCUGAAGAUUUAAGAAUGUCGAGUGAAUACAGCGGAGUUUGGGAGCUUGAUGUUGAUUUAAAAUCUGAAUUAUCGCUGGGAGAAAACAGAAUAAGCAGAGAUAUUUUAAAUAGCAUUUAUUCAAUAAAUCUGAAAGUUUUCUAUCGGGAUUCUCUUGGACAGGACGCCGGGACUGAUGCAUAUCUUACGACUCAUUAUUCACCUCAUAACAGACAUAUUAAAGUCACCAGUUCAACGCAACAUGCUCGGGUGGGAGAGUAUUUUGUUUUGCACGUGCAAUCUAAUUAUUACAUGGAUACUUUUAAUUAUAUGUUAAUGUCUAAGGGAAUGAUAUUGUUAACCGGACAAGAAAAUAUGAAAGCAACCGUUAGAACUUUUGCGAUACCCUUAAGUGCCGAAAUGGCACCAGAAGCCACAGUUGUCGUGUAUAACGUGGGACUCAAUGGAGAUGUUUCUGCUGACAGUUUGACAUUUCCGGUUAACGGAAUUUCUAGAAAUAAUUUUACAAUUUUCAUUAAUAAUCGUAAAGCAAGAACUGGUAAAAAGGUUGAGAUUGCCAUUUACGGUGAACCAGGAGCUUACGUCGCUCUCUCUGGUAUAGAUAAAUCAUUUUACGCCAUGCAAGCAGGAAAUGAAUUGACUUAUUCGAAAGUUAUCGAUUCCAUGUCGCGCUUUGAUGAAGAUACAAAUGGAACUUUUAAGUUUUCAUGGCGCAAUCACGAAGGCAAUCCUGAUGACAACGUUUAUUUUCCCUCAAAUACUUUUGGCAUCGAUGUUAAUCGGACUUUUGAAUAUGCUGGGUUAAUUGUAUUCAGCGAUGCAACUUUAUCCAGAAUUUCUAAUUUCUGUGACUCUUCUCUUGGUUAUUUGGAAUGUUUAAGCGGAGGUUGUUAUCAUAUAUCAACUAAGUGUAAUAGUCAUAAAGAUUGUCAAGAUGGCUCCGAUGAAAGUGGAUGUCCAUCAUUUAAUGUUACGGACUUAAUGCUGUUCAGAAAACAUAGAUUUAGUAGAAUACAAAGACAAUAUGAAAAUGUCUGGUUAUGGGAAGAUAUUAAUAUCGGACCUCACGGAAGGUACAUUUUUGAUUUGCCUGUACCCAGGCGACCUGCACACUGGAUCGUUUCUGCUUUUAGUAUGAGUCAUUUGGUUGGUUUUGGCAUGCUUCAAAAACCGAUAGAAUAUGUUGGUGUACUACCCUUUUUUAUUGAAGUUGAAAUGCCUACCACUUGUUCUCAAGGGGAACAAAUUGGUAUUCGAGUCGCCGUUUUUAAUUACCUUACAACUGACAUGGAAGCAACGGUUAUUCUAGCCGGUUCGGAUGAUUAUAAAUUUGUUCACGUAGAACAAGAUGGUAUCGUCAGAUCUUACAAUCCGAGAACUUCGUUUGGAGAGCAUCAAUUCUUUGUUUACAUACCAAAACAGGAUGCGGUUACUGUAUACAUCCCUAUUGUUCCAACAAGAUUGGGGGACAUAGACGUAACAGUGUUCGCUGCCACUUUAAUCGGUAGAGAUACCAUUACAAAAAGACUGCAUGUGAAAGCCGACGGACUUCCACAAUAUCGUCAUCAAUCUAUUUUACUAGAUCUCAGUAAUCGUGCUUACGUUUUCCAAUAUCUUCACGUGAAUGUCACUGAUACACCGAUAAUUCCUUAUUCGGAAGAUAGAUAUUAUGUUUUCGGCUCCAAUAAAGCAUAUGUUUCAAUCGUUGGAGAUGUUGUCGGACCGAUAUUUCCCACCAUGCCAGUCAACGCAUCUUCUCUCCUGUACCUUCCCAUGGAUUGCGCGGAACAAAAUAUUUUUAGUUUUGCCGCCAAUCUUUACACUACGUUGUACAUGAGAUACGUUAAUCAAAGAAACAAAACCCAAGAAAAAGAAUCUUUUUUCCAUAUGAACGUUGGUUAUCAAAAACAGUUGUCAUAUAUGAAUCCUGACGGUUCAUUCAGCUUUUUCAGAACAGAUUGGAAUCAGUCAUCGCCAAGUGUUUGGUUGACUGCAUUUUGUGCUCGAAUAUUUCAAGAAGCGAGUUUUUACGAAUGGGAAAAUUUUAUUUAUAUUGAUCCUCAAGUUAUUUCCAAAGCCGUGUCCUGGGUAUUAGAUCAUCAAACUUACGAAGGUUCAUUUUACGAAGUGACUUGGUUACCAGACAGAAAAGCAAACACGUCUUCAUUUUGGCCCAAUGACUACCUGGGUUCCCGGAAUAUCACAUUAACCGCUCACGUACUAAUUAUGUUGGAUACCGUGAAAGAUUUAUCGGGGGGUUUAGGAUCCAGAGUUUCCCUGGCUCAAACAAAAGCAAUGAAAUGGCUCGAGAAAAAUUUAAAAUUAAUUAACGAAAGCGGAGAUCCUUAUGAAGUAGCUCUCGUUGCUUAUUCGUUAUUGCUAAGUAAAUCUGCUUCUGCAGAAUCAGCUUUUGGUAUUCUUGCUCGUCACGCCAGAUCAGAAGGUGGCUUCACUUACUGGGGAAAAGAAGCUUUGCCGCCACCGCCGACAAAAAUAGAAAAUCAAAAAGUUUUCUCUUUGCCAAGGCUUCCUUACAAGUAUGAUUCUAGUAAUAUAGAAGCUACCAGUUACGCUUUGCUAGUUUACACGGCAAGACAAGAAUGGAUGAUGGAUGAAAUCGUCAAUUGGUUGAAUGCCCAAAGGUUAACCGAUGGCGGUUGGGCUUCCACUCAGGACACUGCCGUCGCAAUGAAAGCUCUGAUCGAAUACACUAAUAGAAAAAGAAUUAGGGAGGUAUCUUCUUUAACCGUGACCAUAGAAGCGACGGCUCUUCCCGGUAAAGUGGUAACUCUUCAAGUGAACGAUCAAAAUCGUGCUCGGUUACAAAAGUUGGAAAUCCCUCGCGCAUGGGGUACUGUUAAAGUGCAAGCCAAAGGAGCUGGUUACGCCAUUUUGCAAAUGACGGUUCAAUAUAAUGUUGAUAUACCAAAAUUUCAAACCGAACCCCCCGUACGAGCCUUCGAUUUAAGAACAAGAGCCAACUUUCACGGAAGGAAUCAAUCUCACAUUACUUACAGGUGUUGUCAAAGAUGGACGUAUCUCGAAGAAUCAGCUCGAUCGGGAAUGGCGGUGCUCGAUGUGACAAUUCCGACAGGGUAUAUAAUUCAACAACAGGAUUUGGAUGCUUAUAUUUUAUCUCGACGCGUGAGAAAUUUACAAAGGGCACGAUUUUUGGAAAGAAAAGUUUUGUUUUACUUUGAUUACCUCGAUAAUUACGAUACGUGCGUUGAUUUCACAAUUGAAAGAUGGUACCCGGUAGCAAACAUGUCACGAUACCUUCCCAUCAGAGUUUACGAUUAUUACGCUCCCGAAAGAUUUAACGAAACCAUUUUCGAUUCUUUGCCGACGUACAUUUUAAAUAUAUGCGAAGUGUGUGGGAGCAGUCAAUGUCCAUAUUGUCCGAUUUAUAAUUUUGCUUCCUUUCUACGAGCUUCAUCUUUCGUCGUGAUUUUGUCAGCCCUCGUGGUUUUAUAUCGAACCUUUUUUCAAACUAAUGUGAAAAUCACGUGA